AGCCUGCGCUGCUGUUUCCGCUCUCUUCUGCUUCUGCCUGUCAUAUCCCAGAAUCCUCUGCGCCACAGAAUAGUGUCCAGUCAUUGUGGUUCAGCUCGGUUCGGUUUCAUCCACCCAGACACAGCAUGAAGGAGACCGCGGCCAAACGACGCGACAAGGCGGGAGGCCGGGACCGGGACUCGAAGGCAGAGAAGCCAAAGGAGCCGAAGGAGGUGGGCCCAGAGCCGCAGGACGUGGAGAUGCCUGAAGAGGAGGCGGCUAAUGCGGCCAAACAGCCAAAGGAGCAGGACAGCCUGACCCUGGACGGUCCACAAGCUGCUGAUCGUGGUGGAGCUGCUGCUGGGAGAGAUUCCCGACCGCCUGCAGUUCAGACAGCCGUCACUCAAACGCUCCCUGAUGCCCUACUUCCUGCUCACACAGGCUGUGAGGACAGGUAACCUGGCCAAGUUUAACCAGGUGUUGGAGCAGUUUGGAGAGAAGUUUCAGGCCGACGGGACGUACACGCUCAUCAUCCGCCUGAGACACAACGUCAUCAAGACCGGUGUGCGUAUGAUCAGCCUCUCGUACUCUCGGAUCUCCCUCGCCGACAUCGCUCAGAAGCUGCAGCUCGACAGUCCUGAGGACGCCGAGUUCAUCGUUGCCAAGGCGAUCCGUGACGGCGUGAUCGAGGCCAGCAUCAACCACGAGAAAGGCUUCGUCCAGUCCAAGGAGACCAUGGACAUCUACGGGACCCGAGAGCCUCAGCUGGCGUUCCACCAGAGGAUCUCCUUCUGCCUCGACAUCCACAACAUGUCGGUCAAGGCCAUGAGGUUUCCUCCCAAAGCGUACAACAAGGACCUGGAGUCUGCAGAGGAGCGUCGGGAACGCGAGCAGCAGGAUCUGGAGUUUGCUAAAGAAAUGGCUGAAGAUGACGAUGACAGCUUCCCAUGAGCCUCUCUGUUCACUUCCUCUGUGUGCGUGUGUGUGCGUGUGUGUGCUGAUGUUACCACGUCAGUUAUUACCCAGAAUCCCCCUCUGCUCUUGUUUUCUCCCAUGGCAGCGUUGCUGCUGUUUGUUUCUCUCUGAUAAAUAAAUUUUUUUUGUUUACA
Messenger RNA from Haplochromis burtoni (Burton's mouthbrooder), 1088 nucleotides. It is a transcript of the gene psmd3, whose product is annotated as proteasome 26S subunit, non-ATPase 3. Gene Ontology annotation, biological process: regulation of protein catabolic process; ubiquitin-dependent protein catabolic process. Gene Ontology annotation, molecular function: protein binding; enzyme regulator activity. Gene Ontology annotation, cellular component: proteasome regulatory particle, lid subcomplex; proteasome complex. Lineage: Eukaryota; Metazoa; Chordata; Actinopteri; Cichliformes; Cichlidae. The record is from RefSeq and is a predicted model, not a curated record.